AUGCGAGCUUUAAGGAUAUGGGCGACGCACCAAUUGAGGUCCNNNNUACCAGCUUCUCACAUGGCUAGCCCGCUACUAGACCGGAACCAGGAGGCGUACGGUGCGUUUAUGCAUCACAUAAAGAGGUUGCCCAUGGCCGAUGGAAUCAUGAUCAACACGUUUGAGCUGCUGGAGAAGAGGGCGGUUCAGGCGCUCGUUGAUGGGCUCUGUUUGCCAAUGGGUGGGAGAAUGCCGCCCCUUUAUUGCAUAGGUCCCUUGGUUUCUGGCGGAGAUGGAGAGAAAGGGCCUGCGGGGAGCGUGGUGUUGUUGUGCUUCGGGAGUAUGGGUUCCUUCUCGGCGGAGCAGCUCAAAGAGAUUGCUAUAGGAUUGGAGAGAAGCGGCAGGUUUCUAUGGGUUGUUAGGAGCCCGCCUAGCAAUGAUCCAGCAAAAAGCCUCGAGCCAAGGCAGGAGCCGGAUCUGGGAGUGCUGAUGCCGGAUAUGUUUUUAGAGAGAACUGAGGGGAGAGGGCUGGUGGUGAAGUCAUGGGCACCGCAGGCUGCAGUGCUGGGGCACAAGUCGGUGGGUGGGUUUGUGAGUCACUGCGGGUGGAAUUCGACAUUGGAGGCGGUGACUGCUGGGGUGCCGAUUAUAGCGUGGCCAUUGUACGCGGAGCAGAAGAUGAAUAAGGUGUUCUUGGUGGAGGAGGCGAAGAUAGCAGUGGAGAUGAAAGGGUACGAUAGGGAGAUGGUGAGUGCUGAAGAGGUCGAGACCAAGGUGAUAAUUCUUUCAUCUUCUGAUGCCUCCACCAUCCCUCAUCCCCUAUUUCCUCUCAUUUGUAUGGCGUCUGAGAUUGAGAGGCUCACGGAGGAGUUGAUUCUGACUAUCAGUGGCCCUAAGGAAGAGAACAAAAUACUUCGUCAGCUAGUAGAGGUGUUGCUGGUUAAGAAGGUAGAAGAUGAGUUGUGGGAUGUCGAGUAUAGGAUUAGCAAAUUGUUUGCCUCCAUAAAGCGCUACAAGCAUCAUAUCCAGCACUUGGGAGGGAGACUUACCAACCUCUCCUUUGAUGAGAAUGAUGGUGGGGGAGUUGUAUCUCUGUAUAAUUUCAAUUCCUCUUUUCCAUUUCUUCACUAUGGUCUUGAUGAUGUCAUCUUUUGGUGCGAGUUCUACCAAGAAGAUCAGUUCUCCACUGUAGGCAACUCUAAUGGUGAAGCUAAAUUGGAGAAGAUACUAAUGGAUAGUGAGGAGCUCUGUGAUAUUGUUACUAGUUUGAUGCAUGAAUUGGAUAAGACCAAUAAAAAGUUAGAUAAGAUUGAGAAAGAGUUGGAGGAGGUCAAGCUGCAUACAAUACCCUGA
This is a messenger RNA of Asparagus officinalis (garden asparagus), 1332 nucleotides long. Its product is annotated as anthocyanidin 5,3-O-glucosyltransferase-like. Gene Ontology annotation, molecular function: UDP-glycosyltransferase activity. Lineage: Eukaryota; Viridiplantae; Streptophyta; Magnoliopsida; Asparagales; Asparagaceae. The record is from RefSeq and is a predicted model, not a curated record.